Molecule: messenger RNA, 4874 nt
Organism: Vicugna pacos (alpaca)
Lineage: Eukaryota; Metazoa; Chordata; Mammalia; Artiodactyla; Camelidae
Gene: MAP3K12
Product: mitogen-activated protein kinase kinase kinase 12
Biological process (GO): protein autophosphorylation; JNK cascade
Cellular component (GO): cytoplasm
Molecular function (GO): MAP kinase kinase kinase activity; ATP binding
Source: RefSeq, a predicted model, not a curated record
UCAUUGCAGUCUGGGAGGGUGGGCCCGGCCUAGACGCGAGAGGGGACUGAGCUCUGCCUCUCAGAGCGCUGGGGCAGUUGUAAGUUCAAGUCCAUCUCAGUCUCAGUUCCUCCUCAGCCUUCGGCCUAAGCCCCUGGCUCUCGGGCCUUCGUUUCACAGAAACUGCUUUCUUUUCCUAAGCUGUCCUUCACCUUCCCUCCCUCCCCUUAAUUCUGCCUCCAGCCUGUCUGUUUCUGCUUCUUUUCUAAAGCCUUUUUAGAAUGGUCCUACUGAAACUUUCUGUACUGGUUCCCUAUGCCAGGAGACCCCCUCUGGGGCCUGAGAAUCAGAAUGUAAUGGAACAACAGGAUUAGAAGGACUAAGGCACAAGGUGGCCUCAUUCCCUCUGCCAUGGGUCUUGGGUCUCUCAACUAGAGAGCAAGAGGCGUCUGGCCUCUUAAGACUAAUGAACUAAUCUGGGUGCGUUUGGGGGCCCAGAGCUGCAUUCCCUCCGCCAAAGUUUCACAGCCACUGGGCUGAAAUAUGUAGGGAGAAUCUUGUGACCUUGAAGAGAAAGAUCACGAAAAAUGCCUGACUCUAAUGAGUGUUCUGAGUAUGGGUCAAGGAAGAGAUGGACUUGCUGUGAAAAGGGGUGGAGAUUCAGAGGAAUCUUGGAAUAAUAACGAAGGGUCAUCCAGGAACACUGGAGGGGGACGGGGCACUGAACUGAGUGGAUUCCAAUUGAGUGGAACUGGACUGGUGACAGGGGAAAGAAGGCUGGCAAGAUCGAUAUGACAGGGGAGGCAAUGAUAGAUCGCUGGUGGAGGUGAGGGGGUCCCACCUGAGGGGCUGCUGUCUCAGGAUAUAGGAUGGAGCUUAAAAAACCGGUCUUAGGAGGCUCCUACGGAAUCGGCCGAAGAUCGGAGGUGGGAUCGCCCCAGGUCACACCACCAGCUGGGAGGUGCGGGGCCCAGAUGGGCCAGGGACGAGCCAGGAGCGCGCUGGAUGGCAGCAGCAGGCUCCUUUAAGAGGCCGGCGGCUCCAGCGCAGCAUCCCCCGCUCAGGGCGUGUCCGUCCCGGGGGGCCCGGGGCGGGGGCCUUGGAAGGAGCGGGAGUUCAAGCCGCGUGGGGACGGGGCUUGGGGUCGGGGGGUGGGGGGAGAAAGCUGGGACUGACACCCGUGCACCCGGACACCGCACGAGCAUCGCCUGUGACAGCGCCCCUGGUCCGGUCGAGGGCAGCAGGGGGAGGAGGGAAGGAGGAGGAGAAGGAGGAGGAGGCGGGAGCAGCAUCCGGAGCCGAGCUGCAGCAGCGCCGCCUUUUGUGCUGCGGCCGUGGAGCCCCCGAGAUUCCUGCCACCCCCGUCGGUUGUGAUUCAGAGGCUCUGGUGCAGGAGGUUAAGGAAGGAACCUGCUAUGAGAAACGGGACUGUUGUCCUCAGGAAUCCUUACAUCUCAGGACUGCUGACUAGAUGUGGAGGGAAAUCGGCGGCCAGGUGACUUCUGGUGUCAAGUUCUGGACAAGACUGGCGGCCCACCGCUCAACACCCCUCGGGGCCCUGAGGCCAUGGCUUGCCUCCAUGAGACCCGCACACCCUCCCCUUCCUUUGGGGGUUUCGUGUCCACGCUAAGCGAGGCAUCCAUGCGUAAGCUGGACCCAGACACUUCUGACUGCACCCCCGAGAAGGACCUGACUCCUACCCAGUGUGUACUUCGAGAUGUAGUGCCGUUGGGGGGACAGGGUGGGGGCGGGCCCAGCCCCUCCCCAGGUGGAGAGCCGCCCCCUGAGCCUUUUGCCAACAGUGUCCUGCAGCUCCAUGAGCAGGAUGCAGGGGGCCCAGGGGGAGCUGCUGGGUCCCCUGAGAGUCGGGCGUCCAGAGUUCGAGCGGAUGAGGUGCGGCUACAGUGCCAGAGUGGCAGUGGCUUCCUGGAAGGCCUCUUCGGCUGCCUGCGCCCCGUCUGGACCAUGAUUGGCAAAGCCUACUCCACAGAGCACAAGCAGCAGCAGGAAGACCUUUGGGAGGUCCCCUUUGAGGAAAUCCUGGACCUGCAGUGGGUGGGCUCAGGGGCCCAGGGCGCCGUCUUCCUGGGGCGCUUCCAUGGGGAGGAGGUGGCUGUGAAGAAGGUACGGGACCUGAAGGAGACAGACAUCAAGCACCUGCGAAAGCUGAAGCACCCCAACAUCAUCACCUUCAAGGGUGUGUGCACCCAGGCUCCCUGCUACUGCAUCCUUAUGGAGUUCUGCGCCCAGGGCCAGCUGUAUGAGGUGCUGCGGGCUGGCCGCCCUGUCACCCCCUCCUUGCUGGUUGACUGGUCCAUGGGCAUCGCUGGUGGCAUGAACUACCUGCACCUGCACAAGAUUAUCCAUAGAGACCUCAAGUCCCCCAACAUGCUAAUCACGUACGACGAUGUGGUGAAGAUCUCCGAUUUUGGCACUUCCAAGGAGCUGAGUGACAAGAGUACCAAGAUGUCCUUUGCAGGAACAGUAGCCUGGAUGGCCCCUGAAGUGAUCCGCAACGAGCCUGUGUCUGAGAAGGUGGACAUCUGGUCCUUCGGCGUAGUCCUGUGGGAACUGCUGACUGGCGAGAUCCCCUACAAAGAUGUAGAUUCCUCCGCCAUCAUCUGGGGUGUGGGAAGCAACAGUCUUCAUCUGCCUGUGCCCUCCAGCUGCCCCGAUGGCUUCAAAAUCCUGCUUCGCCAGUGCUGGAAUAGCAAGCCACGAAAUCGCCCAUCAUUCCGACAGAUCCUGCUACAUCUGGACAUUGCCUCAGCCGAUGUCCUCUCCACACCCCAAGAGACUUACUUUAAGUCUCAGGCAGAGUGGCGUGAAGAGGUCAAGCUGCACUUUGAAAAAAUUAAGUCCGAAGGGACCUGUCUACACCGCCUAGAAGAGGAGCUGGUGAUGCGGAGGAGGGAGGAGCUCAGACACGCCUUGGACAUCAGGGAACACUAUGAGCGGAAGCUGGAGAGAGCCAACAACCUGUACAUGGAACUUAACGCCCUGAUGUUGCAGCUGGAGCUGAAGGAACGGGAGCUGCUCAGGAGGGAGCAAGCUUUGGAGCGGAGGUGCCCUGGUCUGCUGAAGUCGCACCCUUCCCGAGGUCUCCUGCAUGGGAACACAAUGGAGAAGCUCAUCAAGAAGAGGAACGUCCCGCAGAAGCUGUCACCCCACAGCAAAAGGCCAGACAUCCUCAAGACUGAGUCUUUGCUACCCAAACUAGAUGCAGCCCUGAGUGGGGUGGGGCUUCCUGGGUGUGCUAAGGGCCCACCUUCACCAGGACGGAGUCGCCGUGGCAAGACUCGUCACCGCAAGGCCAGCGCCAAGGGCAGCUGUGGGGACCUGCCUGGUCUUCGUGCAGCUGUGCCACCCCAUGAACCUGGGGGAUCAGGAAGCCCAGGGGAGCUAGGAGGGGGACUCUCAGCCUGGGAAGCCUGCCCUCCAGCCCUCCGUGGGCUCCACCAUGACCUCUUGCUUCGAAAGAUGUCUUCAUCGUCCCCAGAUCUGCUGUCAGCAGCACUAGGAGCCCGCGGCCGGGGGGCAACAGGGGGAGCUAGGGAUCCUGGCUCACCACCUCCAGCCCGGGGUGACACCCCCCCAAGUGAGGGCUCGGCCCCCGGCUCCACCAGCCCGGAUUCACCAGGGGGAGCCAAAGGGGAGCCACCUCCACCAGUAGGGCCUGGUGACGAUGUGGGGCUGCUGGGACCUGGAAGGGAAGGGACAGCAGGACGGGGAGGAAGCCGGGCUGGGUCCCAGCACUUGACCCCAGCUGCACUGCUGUACAGGGCUGCUGUCACCCGAAGUCAGAAACGUGGCAUCUCAUCAGAGGAAGAGGAAGGAGAGGUGGACAGUGAAGUAGAGCUGACAUCAAGCCAGAGGUGGCCUCAAGGCCUGAACAUGCGCCAGUCACUAUCUACCUUCAGCUCAGAGAAUCCAUCCGAUGGGGAGGAAGGCACAGCUAGUGAGCCUUCCCCCAGUGGCACACCUGAAGUUGGCAGUACCAACACUGACGAGCGGCCAGAUGAGCGGUCUGAUGACAUGUGCUCCCAGGGCUCAGAAAUCCCACUGGACCCUCCUGCUUCAGAGGUGGUCACGGGCCCUGAACCCAGCUCCUUGCCCACCCCACACCAUGACCUACUCAGAGGGGAGCAGGGCCCUCCAAAUCCUGAGGACUCAGACUGUGACAGCACUGAACUGGACAACACCAACAGUGGUGAAGCCUUGCGGCCCCCAGCCUCCCUCCCUCCAUGAAAGCCACUCUUACCCCUGUACAUAGAGAAAUAUUUAUAUAAAUAAUAUAUAUGCGCCACAUAAUCAACAAAGACAGGGCUGUCCCAGCCUUAAGUAGGGCUCAAGGGAGACCGACCCCUGACCAAGUCACCUGAUAAAACUCUAGGGAUACUGGCAGCUGUGGAAAUGAAGGACAAGUACAGCCCUAGAGACAUGGGUACAGGCAAGCUGGCCCCCCUGCUUCACCCCAGUAUGCUCAGCAAGUGGUGAGGCACAAAUAGAACAGGCUUCCCUGUGUUCCUCUAUACUCUUUCUGCUCAAACCCUGAGGAGCAGGAAAGGGAGCCACUUAGACUGCACUUUUGUUUUCCGUUUACUCUGUUUACAUAUUUUGCACUUGGGAGGAGGGAGGCUAAGGCUGGGUCCUCCCCUCUGAGGUUUCUCAGGUGGCAAUGUAAUUUCUUUGUCCCUCCAUUUCUCUGCCCAAGCCCUGGCUUAGGGCCUAGGGGGAGGCUAGGAGAUUGUGAAAAGCAUGUGAUGGCUCAGGCUGAAGAACUGGGGUGUUGUUUUAAGUCCCUGCUUUUAUCUUGGUGCCUGAUUGGGGUGGGGACUGUCAUAUUGUAACCCCUGUGAAAAAACCUUGAAAUAUAACCACUCCAUGCAGGCCCA